AUGUCUGCAAGGAGAAUAGAACAUUGGGCUUCGAUUUCUGCCUGGAUUGUUGCCUAUGACUCAGGCUGGAUUGGGUGUAACUAUGCUGAAUUCAAACGUCAGCACCUUCAACUGAUCAAGUUUAGCUGGAAAUUGAUACCAAUGUCGGGAUUGGCAGAGCUCUUAAUCUAUUCUAGCCACGGGGAGGCUUGCAAGAUGGACGUAAUUGAGAUUUCUUCAGUCUGGAUGGGGCUGUCCGAGCGGAGGCUGAAUCCAACUUUAGGAGGGGAUACCGGUGUGGUACCUGCCGAAGGUACUCCGAUGCCAAAGUCAGGGACUAAGAGCGAUUUUAUUGACAGUGGAAGCACUAAUCAAGUCAGAAAGUCUUACCACUUGGCUGGGCUAAGGGGCUCUAUUUAUAGAGAGCAUUUUGUCUUCGGAGGUCGACACGUGAUUCUGACAGGCUCUGGCAAGAAUUCUGAGGCAGUCUGUCAGAAUCGGAUUGAUGUGAUGGUUGGUCGAUCGGUAGACAAUAUCGAAGGUUGGCGUAGGUAG
Messenger RNA from Prunus armeniaca (apricot), 534 nucleotides. The record is from the annotation of a GenBank genome assembly. NCBI's taxonomy places the organism in Eukaryota, Viridiplantae, Streptophyta, Magnoliopsida, Rosales, Rosaceae.